AACAACUUCAGGACCCCAAAAAUCGUUUCCCUCUUCUCUGCGUUCGCAUUUCUCCUCUCCUCUUUCUCCUCCGCUCCAAUGGCCGCCUCUCUCAAUCGCAUCUCCAAAGCCCGCUCCCCCUAUCUUCUUAUCCGAUCGCUCUCCACUUCACUCCACGCCCCCAAUCCCUCGACGAAUUCCGGCAGCGGCGACGACGCUGACAAGAUAUUGAAGAUACUUGCCAAGACGGCCAACGGCUGCGGCGGUUCCAAUUCUCUCGUUGAUGCCUCCCUUGACCGCGCCUCAGUAGCUGUGACCCCACCUCUCGUUGCCGACGUGCUGAAGGGGCUCAGCAAUGCCGGCGCCCUUGCCCUCUCCUUCUUCCGGUGGGCUGAGAAGCAGAAAGGGUUCCAGUACACCACCGAGAGCUACAACGUGCUAAUCGAAGCUCUCAGCAAGAUCAAGCAGUUCAACACGGCCUGGGUCUUGGUCGGGGACAUGAAGCGGAGGGGGCUGCUGACGAAGGACACGUUUGCUCUCAUCUCGCGGAGGUACGCCAGGGCCCGCAAGGCCAAGGAGGCUAUCGAGGCCUUUGAGAGGAUGGAGAAGUUUGGGAUGCGGUAUGAGUCAAACGACUUCAAUCGCCUGAUCGACACCCUCUGCAAGUCUCGGAGUGUUGCGAUAGCGCAGGAGGUGUUUGACAAGAUGAAGAGCAGCAAAAGGUUCGAGGUGGACUUGAAGUCGUACACGAUGCUGCUGGAGGGGUGGGGCCAGGAGAGGAACCUGCUGAGGGUCAUGGAGGUCUUCCGGGAGAUGAAGGAUGAGGGGUUCGAGCCCGAUGCUGUGACCUACGGGAUCAUCAUCAACGCUUACUGCAAGGACAGGAAGUAUGACGACGCGGUCAGGGUGUUCGAUGAAAUGCUUGAGAAGGGCUGCGACCCUACUUCUCAUAUUUACUGCACUCUUAUAAACGGGCUGGGAUCGGACAAGAGGCUCAGCCAGGCGAUCAAGUACUUCGAGCAAAUGAAGGCGAAUGGAUUAGCCCUGGAGGGCCCCACCUACAAUGCCCUUGUGGGGGCCUACUGCUGGUCGGAGAAGAUGGACGAGGCUUACAGGGUUGUUGAUGAGAUGAGGAAGCUAGGAGUCGGCCCGAACUCAAGGACUUAUGACAUAAUCCUUCACCAUCUGAUACGGGCCCGUAAGACAAAGGAGGCCUACUCCGUGUUCCAGAGGAUGAGCAGCGAGGAGGAGGUGUCGUGUGGGCCCACCCUGAGCACGUACGAGAUCAUUGUGAGGAUGUUCUGCAAUGAAGAUCGGGUGGACAUGGCAUUGAGGGUGUGGGACCAGAUGAAGGCGCGUGGAAUUCUGCCAGGGAUGCACAUGUUCUCAACAUUGAUCGCAAGCAUGUGCGAUGAGAACAGGUUGGACGAGGCGUGCAAGCACUUUCAGGAGAUGUUGGACAUGGGGAUUCGCCCUCCUGCCAACAUGUUCAGUAAGUUGAAGCAGAGCCUCCUCGACGAGGGGAAGCAGGAUACAGUCUUGAGUCUUGGUAAGAAGAUCGAAGAGUUGAGGAAAGCUCCUUUAUUAAGUAUCAAAUCCUAAUCAUUCCCGAAGCCUACAUUCGGUGAGAAGUAUCGAAAAGAGAAUGGGACACUAUGAUCCGUUCACGUAGGAGUGGAAUGAGUAUGCGGCAAAAGAUGGAACAUGACCUUAACUUCACGCAUCGAUGAGGAUACUUGAACCGUUUCCUUGUUGCUAUUACUCGACUUGUUCCAUUUGUUUAGUUCUAUUUGUUACAGAUUGAAAAGAAAAACCUACGCACUUUGGGAUGAAAAGCAAGGCUUUUGGAGAUGUUUGUGCACAAACUUGGGCGGGGUAAGCAAGAAUCUGGAUGUCACAUGUGAAAGUGGAAAUUCGAUUCUAUUCGAUGAUGCAUCUCAGGACCAUAUCAAUGUUCCGAUAUGCAGUAAAUUGUUUAUGGAUAUUCUGAAUGUUCCCCCA
Punica granatum (pomegranate) is the source of this 1980-nucleotide messenger RNA. Lineage: Eukaryota; Viridiplantae; Streptophyta; Magnoliopsida; Myrtales; Lythraceae. The record is from RefSeq and is a predicted model, not a curated record.